GACCAUCCGAGAGUUACGAAUACAUGGACAAACUAAAUCAGUGCAUGUUACCGCGUAUCUUAGACUGUGUUCGGUGUAUUAAUUCACUUAAUAAAUAUUUUCUCACAUGUGAAAAUGCACUCAGCGAAGUGGGAUGCUACCGCGCACAUGUGUACGGCGUUGUCAGUCGUUCCCCGACUUCGUUAAAAGAAAAAGUGUUUAGCAGAAGAAUAUACGAUAAGAUCAAAACGUUGAUUACGAAACGGAAAUCCUGGUCGAGACAUCUUGGAGAGCGUACCGAACUCAUGCGUUAACUGAAAUGGAAAAAGAGUAAAAGGUUUUGUGUAGGACUCGUGUCAUAGCCAGACGUGUGAAGUUGUAUGGACUGAUUUCUUCUGUUUUCUCGUCAAUCAUUUCAAACGGAGGAAAAGCGUUUUACGAUGAAAGAUAGUGCUGAAAGCCACGAAUCCCGACGAGGACUGUGCAGUUAUGCAACGAAUAGGAGAAGACUCGUGACGAAAUACCUGCUGGCGGGGUUCCUGGUCAUGGCGGUGACGAUGAUACUGUAUGAGAUGUCGACGUCGCGUGUCGAGAGGAUCAGCUGCCUCCCCUACGGAAAUGGCGUGCCGAUGGAGGGCCUCAGAAUGCCUGCACUCGAUCAGAAAGAAGUUGCUCCGGCCAGAAGACCGAUGGACAAUGCAGACAUCCCCACGAUCUACGUGAUCACGCCAACUUACAAACGGCCGGCGCAGAUUCCGGAGCUGACGCGGCUAGGGCAGACCCUGAUGCACGUCCCUCGUAUCCAUUGGAUCGUCGCCGAAGACACAAAUAACACUAACCCGCACGUCCUGGAACUGCUGGACCACCUAGGCAUGCCCUACACCUAUCUUACCACACCGAUGCCGCACAAGUAUCGCAUCAAGUCGGGAUCCAAACCGAAGGGCGUUGCCAACAGGAACGGCGGCCUGGAAUGGGUGCGGAAGCACGCCACCAGCGGAGUCAUCUACUUCGCGGAUGACGACAACACCUACGAUAUUAGAGUGUUUGACGAGAUGCGGUACACAAAACGCGUGUCCAUGUUCCCCGUGGGCCUCGUGACCAGCAAAGGGAUUUCGACGCCAGUUGUGAGGAAUGGGAAAUUCGUCUCCUUCUACGACGGGUGGAUCAGCAACCGGAAGUUCCCCGUGGAUAUGGCCGGCUUUGCCAUCAACGUGAAUUUCUUGCUGAAGAAGCCGGGCGCGAGUAUGCCGUUCGUGCCUGGCUAUGAGGAGGACGGCAUGCUGAGGAGCCUCAACAUCACCAUGAACGAAGUCGAGUUUGUUGCGGAUAAUUGCACCAAGGUGUAUGCGUGGCACACGAGGACCGGGCCCAUCGCUCCCGCCUCGAGGUCCAUUUUGGAUUCGAAAUACAAUGACACGAAUCUCCGGGUGCUACGAGAAAAGAUCCAUCUGAAAAAAAAGUAGCAGUAAUUUACUUGUAGUGGAAUAUGGAACCCGAUAAUGUAUAAUAAGUGAAAUUGCUUCAGCAGUGUGCCAUGAAGCAGGCAAAUAAAAAUUUGCAGUAACUUAUCUUUAAGUGUAAAAAUGUUGUCAUUUGUUAUUAUGUGAGCUCUUUCCUUAAAUGAUAUUUUACUUAAUUUUAUUCUAAUAUGUAAAUGCUUUAAUAAACUUUAAAAAAACAA
Penaeus monodon (black tiger shrimp) is the source of this 1660-nucleotide messenger RNA. Its product is annotated as galactosylgalactosylxylosylprotein 3-beta-glucuronosyltransferase P-like. The transcript has 9 exons. Gene Ontology annotation, biological process: chondroitin sulfate proteoglycan biosynthetic process; carbohydrate metabolic process. Bases 420 to 1442 code for a protein of 340 amino acids. Gene Ontology annotation, molecular function: galactosylgalactosylxylosylprotein 3-beta-glucuronosyltransferase activity. Gene Ontology annotation, cellular component: Golgi membrane. The record is from RefSeq and is a predicted model, not a curated record. Lineage: Eukaryota; Metazoa; Arthropoda; Malacostraca; Decapoda; Penaeidae.